Melitaea cinxia (Glanville fritillary) is the source of this 4755-nucleotide messenger RNA. RefSeq names its product transcription termination factor 2 (gene lds). Gene Ontology annotation, molecular function: ATP binding; ATP-dependent chromatin remodeler activity. The transcript has 20 exons. The record is from RefSeq and is a predicted model, not a curated record. NCBI's taxonomy places the organism in Eukaryota, Metazoa, Arthropoda, Insecta, Lepidoptera, Nymphalidae. The coding region runs from base 1 to 3987 and encodes 1328 amino acids.
AUGGACAGUUCAUUUUUUGAAUAUCGUGAUAAAAGUGGUAUGGAAAGUGAUUCAGACACAGAGAUUAUUGAUAAUAGUGUAUUGGAUGAAUCGUUUGUUCCAAAAACACCGGGGAAAAAAAAUCAGACUGCUUUCGUUCCUGAAUCUGACGAUUCUGUAACUGAAGGUGAAUCAGAGGAAGUACCAGCGCAUCACAAGUUAUCAAAGACAGCCUCUAGACGGAGCAGUGUUCAGAAUCAUAUUGUUUUGAGUAGUGACGAUGAUCAAAGUAAGAGUAGCAUUAGGAGACAGUCAAAUUCGUCUAACAAAGUGGUUGUUAGUUCGUCUGAGGAUGAAGAACAAGCUUCCCCAGAAAUUGUGCCCAGACGUCGUCCAAUAAUCAGAGAUAGCGGUAGAGACUCUGAAUCCUUCAUAGGACCAGUUCGUAAAACUAAGAAAAGAAUGAUGCUCCUAGACUCCGAUACAGAUAAUUCGAUUAUCAUAGAACGUGACAAAAACAGGAAACUGGCCUGUUUGAAAGACACACCAGCUAAAAUAAAAGAUUUAAAGAACACAGUUGUUAAUAUACAAAACAUGAGUAUACAGAGCAAUAGUAGUAUACAAAGCAUUGAUGAAGAACAGGAUAGUGAUGAAUGUGAAGAAAGUGACGAUAAUAGUGAAAAAAGUCUGGAAAAUUGUGAAAAAGUUCAGGCAGAUGAAGAUGAUAAGAAUGAUGAUAAAGUGCAAAGUAAUGACAAAUCUCAUAGUGUAAAGAAUGACGCUGAAACAGAUAGUGAUGAAACUAGUAAUAGAGUAAGCACAGGUGAUGAAGGUCCUGAUGAAGAUCAAAUGUUCAUGUCGCGUGCGACGCGGAUGAGUAUCAUGGGAGUGUUACCGAAGGAGAAUGAGAGUGAUGAUUCUGAUUAUAUACAAGAUGAUGAUGAUGAUACAAAAGAAAUAUCACGGGCUAGUUCCAUAGCCAGUUUGACGGAGCCUCUACAUUUAGAGACUGAUGAUAAUACUUCACAAAAAACUCCAGAACAAGAUAACGAUAACACUUCUAGAAUAUCAUGUUCACCGAUAACAAGUCCUCUCCGAGAGGUCACAAGUAAAAACAAUGAUUUAACAAAAGAUUCAAAUGAAGCCCGCAGGCCAGAAGUAAGCAGUUUUUCUAAACUGGCACCUUAUAGUAUUAAGAUGAAGAUGCUCAAAAACUUGAAAAAGGAAAGCAUAACAUAUAAGGAGAGUAAAAUUGAUGAUGAUACAGAACAAACAUCACGGGCUAGUUCCAUAGCCAGUUUAACGGAGCCUCUACAUCUAGAGACUGAUGAUAAUCAUACUUCACAAAAAACUCCAGAAGAAGAUGAUGAUAACACUUCUAGAAUAUCGUGUUCACCGAUAACAAGUCCUCUCCGAGAGGUCACAAGUGAAAACAAUGAUUUAACAAAAGAUUCAAAUGAAGCCUGCAGGCCAGAAGUAAGCAGUUUUUCUAAACCGGCACCUUAUAGUAUUAAGACGAAGAUGCUCAAAAAUUUGAAAAAGGAAAGCAUAACAUAUAAGGAGAGUAAAAUUGAUGAUGAUGUCACAGUAAUAGAGACGACGCCUGAAAUUAUAGCACUGAGCAGCGACGAUGAGGAUGAGACAAAAGAUGAGAAGAAAUCGCCCAAUACAAAGAAGUCUCCUAAUCUGAAAACCGAAGACACGAAGAAACAAAUCGGCAGUGAUAUAAAGCAAUACCUCCUGCCUCCGAGCUAUCCCAAUCAGGUUGUGUAUGUCAAGAAACAUGUCAGAGAGAAUGAGCUCAACAAACUCAACGGGCUCAGGGAAGAUUUGCAGAACAUCAGGUAUUUGCUGGAAAAUAUGGACGUGGGUACUUUACCGGAUGGGGGGGUGAAGCUUAUUGAGCGGCUCACGGCGCUAGAGGGGGAAGUGCGUCGCCAGGGGGACAAGGUUGCAGCCAUGGUUGUUGAGCCGGAUGAACCAACAGCAGAAGUUAUAGCAAAGGAUGGUUUCGAAAGCGAGAACAGGGGUCUCUCAUGGGAUGAUAUACAGAAGGCCAGCAAUGCUGUCCAGCCGAGGAUGUUUGGCAAACAGGCGAUGGCGACUCACAUGGCGGAGCGCAAUCGCAUCCUCGAGCGCCUGCGCGACCUGCACUCUGCGCUGGACAGCCGGCCGCCCGAACACGAGCACGCGGCCCAGCCGCAAGCCGUGCGCAGCGCGCUCAUGCCCCACCAGCUGCACGCGCUGGCCUGGCUGCGCUGGAGGGAGGAGCAGCGGCCGCGCGGUGGCGUGCUCGCUGACGACAUGGGCCUGGGAAAGACUAUUACAAUGAUAUCCCUGAUCGUGAGUGACAAGGAGAAAAAUCUCGAUCACGAGGACGAAGAGGAUGAGCCAGAAAGAAAUUCGCGAUUGGUGCCGGGUGGCACGCUGGUGGUGUGCCCCGCGUCGCUGCUGGCGCAGUGGGCGGGCGAGGUGGCGACGCACUGCGCGCCGCACGCGCUGGCCGUGCUGGCGCACCACGGCGCCGCGCGGGCCACGCAGCCACGCCGCCUGGCCGCCGCCGACCUCGUCGUCACCACCUACAACAUCCUGCAGCGGGAGAGCGAGAAGGGUGGAGUGCUGACGCGGGUGUUCUGGCGACGAGUGAUCCUAGACGAAGCGCACGUGGUGCGCAACUACAAAUCUGCCACAUCGCAAGCCGUGUGCGCAUUACGGGCCUCACGUCGGUGGGCCCUCACAGGGACACCGCUGCACAACAAGGAUCUUGAUCUCUUCGCGUUGCUCAAGUUCCUGCGAUGCUCGCCCUUCGAUGACCUCGCCUUGUGGAAGAAAUGGAUCGACAACAAGAGCCUGGGCGGGCAGGAGCGCCUCAACACGGUGGUGCGCUGCAUCAUGCUUCGGCGCACCAAGGCGCAGCUCCAGGAGCGCGGCCAGCUGGCCUGUCUGCCGCCGCGCACCGAGCACAGCACCGACGUCACGCUGCACAAGGACGAGAUGAACGUCUACCAGAAGUUACUAGUAUUCUCGAAGACGCUGUUCGCCCAGUUCUUACACCAGCGCACGGAGAGACUAGCAGAUACGCAGGGCUUCUUGUCUAAAGGAAAAAACAGCGAAUAUGAGAAGAUGCAUAAGAAGAUGGUUGCACUAAAAGGCGUAAAGCCAGUGAAGUCCCACGAGAUCCUGGUGCUACUUCUCCGGCUACGGCAAGUGUGCGGUCACUGUGGCCUCAUCGCCAGUAUGCUGGACCCUGAUGACACACCUGUGGACGAGGAUCUGGGAAGUCAGGAUCUACUGGCCGAGCUCAACAAGCUAACUUUGAACGAUCAGCGUUCGCGAAGGAAGAGUGGGGAAAAGGAGAAAGAGGACGAGCUGGAGCUGGAGCCGGGGGAGGGCAGCACCGCGGCGGAGGCGAUCCGCUCCGUGCUGUCGGUCAACAACCCCGUGUUCGAGCUGGCGCGCCCGUCCGCCAAGAUCCGCGCCGUGAUGGACUGCCUCCGGGAACACGUCUUUCCCAACAAGGGGGAGAAGGCAGUGGUGGUGUCCCAGUGGACGUCGGUGCUGUCACUAGUGGAGCGCGAGCUGAAGAGUGCAAAGGUGCGCUGUGUGACGCUGAGCGGCCGCGUGCCCGUGCCGGCGCGCGCGCCGCUCAUCGCCACGCUUAAUGACGCGCACUCCGAUGUGAGGGUCAUGCUACUAUCGUUGUGUGCGGGUGGCGUGGGUCUGAACCUGGUGGGAGCCAACCACCUGCUGCUGCUGGACCCGCACUGGAACCCGCAGCUGGAGCAGCAGGCACAAGACCGUAUAUUCCGUGUCGGGCAGACCAAGCACGUGCACAUCUACAGAUUUACAUGUCUGGACACAGUCGAGCAGUCAAUCAGACAGCUUCAGAAGGCAAAGCUGGAGCUAGCGGAAAACGUGCUAACGGGGGCAAAGAAUACAAACGCCUCGAAACUCACCAUCGAAGAUCUGAAGUUACUCUUCAAUAUGGGCACCAAUCCCUCCUCGUAAUAUAGAUAAUACCAAUGUUAAUAGAAAACUACCAUAGUCUAUGUAAUAUGCUGAAUCGACAUUUAAUAUGACGUCACAACUAUGUAAAGUUUAAAAAAGUUUGGCAGUUAAAUACGUGAAGGCAAUUCUUACUAUAACCUGUUUUUAAAUUUGUAGUAUAGUCUAUUCGCAUUAAGAAAAUAGUCCAAUAUCGACGUCACUUAGCUUAGCCACGCCCCUUGACCAAAAAAAUGUAAUAAAUUGCAAAGUCUGUCUGACUGUUGUACUUUAAUUGGUCAAUUUGAACCCAAGUUCUUAUUAACUACGAUUUAAAUGGUGCGACAGCGUUGACUUACUUUUUUCUUAACGCGAUUAUUUUAUCGACGGAGAAUAUUUUUUGGUUUUAAUUGUACUUUGAAAGAACAAAUUAAAUUGAAUAUUACUUUUUUUUAUUAUGUACGUUUUUUCGACAGGUUAUUAUUCUUUUAGGACUUGAGAAGUUUCAAAUAAUUUUAGAAGUAUUUUGUGUUUGACUAAACCCUUAAGGCAAUUUGCAAAAAUAUUUUUAAGUCAACUUUUUUUCUUACUUGACAGGAGGACAAAAAAUUUUGAAACAGAUUUGAAUAAUAUUUCUUCGUAUUAUUUUAAAUUUAGGAGGUUCCUGUUAUAUCGAUUUUAAUGAUUAACAAUUAAUGAUGUGAUCAAUAAUUAUAGUAGAUAUAGAUUAGUUAUGUAAACGUUUUAUUGAAUUUUGUAUACUUUUUAUAAAUAAAUGAUUAUUUGUUUAUA